AUAACGUAACAGCACCACACGAAUGCAAGCAAGAGACACCGUGUUUCUUUUGUGAAGGAAAAAUGGCGAGUGCAGGGGUUGUCUUCUUGACCACCCCUCUGUGCUCACCUUCUUCUUCCACCGCUUCUUCUUCCUCUAGACGACUCAGCCUUCAGCUUUCUUCUCCCAGACAUGCUUCUUACCGUAUUUACUGCUCAACUUCUACUUCAGAGGUUGCCUCAGAGAAACUUCCAACUAGUACCGAUUAUUCUGUUACUGGUGGUGCAUAUGAUUUCUCCAAAGCAACAACAUCAUUAACGAAUCAGUUAAUCACUUCCUCAAAGAAGGUGACUCUUAUAAGGCAUGGUCUUAGCACUUGGAAUGCAGAAAGUAGGAUUCAGGGAAGCUCAGAUUUGUCUAUACUAACUGAAGCUGGGGAGGAGCAAGCAGAGAGGUGCAAGAAAGCCCUGGAAAAUAUGUACUUCGACCAAUGUUUUGCGAGUCCAAUAUCUCGUGCCAAGCAAACUGCUGAAAUUAUAUGGCAAGGGAGGGAAAAGCCACUGGUUUAUCUUGAUUCACUUAAAGAGAUAUCCUUAUAUCACCUUGAAGGCAUGAGAAAUGUGGAUGCUAAGAUAAUGUAUGCCAAGGAGUACAAAACCUGGAGAGAAGAUCCAGCUAAUUUUUGCAUGAAUGGUAGAUAUCCUGUACAAGAUCUCUGGCUAGCUGCAAGAGAUUGUUGGAAGCAAAUUUUGUUGUCACCUGGAGAAAGCUUUCUGGUUGUGACUCACAAAUCUAUAUUGAGGGCAUUAACUUGCACUGCUUUAGGCCUGGGUCCUGAGAGGUUUCGUUCCCUUGAUAUCAACAAUGGUGGGAUAUGUGUAUUCAACUUCAAUGUCAGAGGAGAAGCAAUGCUUGAGGCUUUAAACGCAACGGCUCACAUGUAUGGUGAUCACGUCUAUCCUGGCUGAAAUUUCUCAGUAACGCAAGGAAGUAUUGCGCAUUUGGAAUAAUACCAGUGAAUAUUUUGUGUGGUAUUUUCCAUUUUGGUUAUAUGAACUUCAGAAUCUGUAAGUAGAGAUGUGGAGGUAUUAAAGUAUAAUUUGUGUAUUGUGUAAAUUAAUCAUGUGAAUUCCAACAUUUAGUGUACUGAGUUUAUUCAAUGUCUUUUUCUUUCCCUUUUGAAAAA
Messenger RNA from Lotus japonicus, 1165 nucleotides. Its product is annotated as probable 2-carboxy-D-arabinitol-1-phosphatase. Gene Ontology annotation, molecular function: phosphatase activity. NCBI's taxonomy places the organism in Eukaryota, Viridiplantae, Streptophyta, Magnoliopsida, Fabales, Fabaceae. The coding region runs from base 63 to 947 and encodes 294 amino acids. The record is from RefSeq and is a predicted model, not a curated record. The transcript is spliced from 7 exons.